AUGUUGAGUCGUGCACUUUCAACCCCAACAACUCAAAGCCUCAAGGCAACAAGAACAAAUGCAAUGCUUUAUCCAACUCAUAGAUUAUUGUCUCUUAAGAACCCAGUAUCAAAUACCAGAGGAUUUUCAUCAAAAGAGAAUAUUUUUAUCAGAGGUCACCAAAUCAAUAUAAAACAAUUUUUUGGCCUUAUCUCGGGUCGUACGCCACGAAACAAAGCAGGAGUUGUUUCCCCAAGGUGUGGCCUGCCACUGACAGAAGAGAAUGUGGAGAAGGUUUUGGAUGAGGUAAGGCCUGGCUUGAUGGCUGAUGGAGGGAAUGUGGCAUUACAUGAGAUAGAUGGUCUUGUUGUUGUCCUCAAGCUGCAAGGGGCAUGUGGAUCAUGUCCUAGCUCAGCUAUGACAUUGAAAAUGGGAAUUGAAACUCGCCUCCGGGAUAAGAUUCCAGAAAUCUUGGAAGUGGAGCAGAUAAUGGACACCGAGACUGGUCUUGAGUUAACCGAAGAAAAUGUUGAAAAUGUUCUUUCUGAAAUUAGACCAUACCUUGUUGGCACCGGGGGAGGAAUAUUAGAGCUUGUUCAGAUCAAGGAUUAUACUGUCAAAGUUCGGCUAAGUGGACCUGCAGCUGGGGUUACAACAGUUCGUGUUGCCUUAACACAGAAGCUGAGAGAUAAGAUACCUGCUAUUGCAGCUGUGCAGCUAAUAGACUGAUGUCACAUACAAUACAAGUUCUUUUAUAUUUUGAUUUAUCUGUUACAAGAUGAACUGGAACCAUCCAUAGAAAGAACAUGUAAACUUCUGUUAGGAAAACAAAUUCAGUGUCAGUUACUCAGUUUUAUAGGAUUUAAUGUUUGUCUCCUCCGUUCACUUCAGAAUGAAGUAUUUAACAUUCCUUAUAUCACUCUCAGUCUUAGCAGUCCAUUGCAUACUUGUAUCUUUUUUGACAUGGCUUUAGUGUAUGACAAAAGAGCAAAUACUAAAAUCAAGGAUUUUGAC
Molecule: messenger RNA, 993 nt
Organism: Glycine soja
Lineage: Eukaryota; Viridiplantae; Streptophyta; Magnoliopsida; Fabales; Fabaceae
Product: nifU-like protein 3, chloroplastic
Exons: 4
Coding region: 1-708 (235 amino acids)
Biological process (GO): iron-sulfur cluster assembly
Cellular component (GO): mitochondrion; chloroplast stroma
Molecular function (GO): iron-sulfur cluster binding; iron ion binding
Source: RefSeq, a predicted model, not a curated record